This is a messenger RNA of Folsomia candida, 981 nucleotides long. RefSeq lists its product as uncharacterized. Lineage: Eukaryota; Metazoa; Arthropoda; Collembola; Entomobryomorpha; Isotomidae. The coding region runs from base 1 to 981 and encodes 326 amino acids. Gene Ontology annotation, molecular function: protein dimerization activity. The record is from RefSeq and is a predicted model, not a curated record. The transcript has 4 exons.
AUGCAGGGCGCCCUAUCAUCAAUCAAAGAGGUUGUGACAUAUUUCAAACAAUCUUCUCUUAACUCGAAGCUAACUCACACACUCAAGCAAGAUGUCGUCACAAGAUGGAAUAGUGAGUUAAUAAUGCUGGAAUCGUACCUGAAAGCUGCUAGCGAAGUAGAAGCACUCCUUCUUCAGAAUGGAAAGAUUUAUAAAUUAAGUAAUAUUGAUAAAGUAAUUGUGCAAGAAAUCGUGAACUUCCUAAAGCCAUUUGAAGAAUGCACGAAAGUUUUUAGCCAGGAUCAUGUCCCUACUUUGCAUCAGGUUGCGCCCUGGUUUCACAGACUAAAACAUCAUCUGCAGACAAACGAGUUGGACUCCAUUGAAAUGCAAUUACUUAAGGAACAAGCGAGGACGUGUUUUUCAGAGUACUGCAAAACAACUACUAUUCAUUAUGUGGCCGCUCUGCUGAAUCCAAAGCUUCGGAAGCUUAAGUUUGCAACUGAAGAAGAAAAAGAACAAGCAUACGAAGAAAUGAGACGAAUUUUAGCCGAUGAAGUAGAGAAAACAGUGAGCAAUGAACAUGAAACAUCGAAAUGUGAAACUUCCGAGCCAGAAACCAAAAAAUCUCGGUUUGCUGAUAUGGAAGAUUCUGAUUCGGAAGAUGAAGGGGAAAAUAUUUUGACCGGUAGCAGCGCCAUCGCCAAAGCAGAACUAGAGAAGUAUCUUGUUGCGAAAUAUAAUGAUUUAAAUUCCGAAUCCUUAAUAAUGAGCGAAAUUGGAGAAAUAACACCCCACUUCGACAUUCUUAAGUUUUGGUGUGGCGCCACAAAAUUUCCUCAUUUGCAGAAGAUUGGACAACGCAUACUUGCAAUACCAGCGUCACAAUCCACGGACGAAAGAGUUUUUUCGAGCACGGGCGCCACGACUUCCCCAAGGAGAACUUGUCUAUCCGCAGGAACAUUGUCAGAUCUUACGUUUAUUCACAAGAAUUACGAAUAG